AUGUGUCCAGAAGGAAGAGAAGAUGUGUCCAGGAGGAAGACAAGAUGUGUCCAGAAGGAAGAGAAGAUGUGUCCAGGAGGAAGAGAAGAUGUGUCCAGAAGGAAGACAAGAUGUGUCCAGAAGGAAGAGAAGAUGUGUCCAGGAGGAAGACAAGAUGUGUCCAGGAGGAAGACAAGAUGUGUCCAGGAGGAAGACAAGAUGUGUCCAGGAGGAAGACAAGAUGUGUCCAGGAGGAAGACAAGAUGUGUCCAGGAGGAAGACAAGAUGUGUCCAGGAGGAAGACAAGAUGUGUCCAGGAGGAAGACAAGAUGUGUCCAGGAGGAAGACAAGAUGUGUCCAGGAGGAAGCCAAGAUGUGUCCAGAAGGAAGAGAACAUGUGUCCAGGAGGAAGCCAAGAUGUGUCCAGAAGGAAGAGAACAUGUGUCCAGGAGGAAGACAAGAUGUGUCCAGGAGGAAGACAAGAUGUGUCCAGGAGGAAGAGAACAUGUGUCCAGGAGGAAGCCAAGAUGUGUCCAGGAGGAAGACCAGAUGUGUCCAGGAGGAAGCCAAGAUGUGUCCAGGAGGAAGACAAGAUGUGUCCAGAAGGAAGAGAAGAUGUGUCCAGGAGGAAGAGAAGAUGUAUCCAGAAGGAAGCCAAGAUGUGUCCAGGAGGAAGCCAAGAUGUGUCCAGGAGGAAGAGAACAUGUGUCCAGAAGGAAGCCAAGAUGUGUCCAGGAGGAAGCCAAGAUGUGUCCAGGAGGAAGCCAAGAUGUGUCCAGGAGGAAGCCAAGAUGUGUCCAGGAGGAAGCCAAGAUGUGUCCAGGAGGAAGCCAAGAUGUGUCCAGGAGGAAGCCAAGAUGUGUCCAGAAGGAAGCCAAGAUGUGUCCAGAAGGAAGACAAGAUGUGUCCAGAAGAAAGAGAAGAUGUGUCCAGAAGGAAGAGAAGAUGUGUCCAGGAGGAAGCCAAGAUGUGUCCAGAAGGAAGCCAAGAUGUGUCCAGAAGGAAGACAAGAUGUGUCCAGAAGAAAGAGAAGAUGUGUCUAGAAGGAAGACAAGAUGUGUCCAGGAGGAAGCCAAGAUGUGUCCAGAAGGAAGCCAAGAUGUGUCCAGAAGGAAGACAAGAUGUGUCCAGAAGAAAGAGAAGAUGUGUCCAGAAGGAAGAGAAGAUGUGUCCAGGAGGAAGCCAAGAUGUGUCCAGAAGGAAGCCAAGAUGUGUCCAGGAGACAAGACAAGAUGUGUCCAGGAGACAAGACAAGAUGUGUCCAGGAGACAAGACAAGAUGUGUCCAGGAGACAAGACAAGAUGUGUCCAGGAGACAAGACAAGAUGUGUCCAGGAGACAAGACAAGUUGUGUCCAGGAGACAAGACAAGAUGUGUCCAGGAGACAAGACAAGAUGUGUCCAGGAGACAAGACAAGAUGUGUCCAGGAGACAAGACAAGAUGUGUCCAGGAGACAAGACAAGAUGUGUCCAGGAGACAAGACAAGAUGUGUCCAGGAGACAAGACAAGAUGUGUCCAGGAGACAAGACAAGAUGUGUCCAGGAGACAAGACAAGAUGUGUCCAGGAGACAAGACAAGAUGUGUCCAGGAGACAAGACAAGAUGUGUCCAGGAGACAAGACAAGAUGUGUCCAGAAGGAAGACAUGAUGUGACCACCUUCAAGAAGUAA
This is a messenger RNA of Procambarus clarkii (red swamp crayfish), 1647 nucleotides long. Its product is annotated as trichohyalin-like. The record is from RefSeq and is a predicted model, not a curated record. NCBI's taxonomy places the organism in Eukaryota, Metazoa, Arthropoda, Malacostraca, Decapoda, Cambaridae.